CAUUGGUUGCGACACGAGUAAACUGCCCUUGCAGAAAAAGAGUUGUUUCAUUUAAAUCUUAACAGACAGAGGAACAGCUACGAGCAUGACACUUCAUAUCUUCCCCACAGUCCUGCUUCUCACCUUCUUGAAUGUAGGAUUGCCUGCAAAGGGGUGUCCCUUAUCUUGCGUAUGUUAUGCAUCAAUUACGGACUGUCGCAACGUUGGUCUCACCACUGUUCCCAAAGAUAUUGUUCAGCAAACGGAGACAUUAUUUUUGUCAGAUAACCAGCUAACGGUUAUCUCUUCCAUAGCUUUUUGGAACUUAACAAGCCUAACCUUUUUAGACAUAUCAAAGAAUAAUAUAAUUCCUGAGAAUGACACACUGGAUUAUGUUUGCAAUCUAUUGUCUCUGGAUUUUUCAGAAAAUGAUAUUCAAUCAAUUCCUACAGAUAUAUUCCAACCAACCCCAAAGCUGGUUUGGUUAAACUUGGCUAGAAAUAAAUUGAAAGGCCUCCCAAAUGACAUAAUCAGAAAUCUACGCAAUCUUACUUACCUUGACCUCUCCUUCAAUUCCAUAGAACUUCAGAAUAAUACAUUUGACGGCCUCUACAGUUUAAACACUUUGAUUUUAUCUGGCAACAGGCUAUCCAGCCUACCAACAAUGGUAUUUUACACAAUAUCACAGCUUCAGAUUUUGGAUUUAUCCAAUAAUAACCUGACAUACCUGUCUAGUAAAUUCUUUGCCAAAAAAGAAAGUCUGACAGAUUUGAUCCUCAGCAACAACAAACUGACUGGAUCUGUACUUCCUGCUCUGAGAGGUCUGAGCAAUCUGAAAUACCUAUAUUUGUCUAAUAACAGAAUUUCAACAUUGCCACCUCUUCCAUUCGAAAGUUUUCCAUUACUUCACAAAGUUACACUCUCUAACAACUCUUUAUCAGUUCUACCAGAUGAUCUUUUGAAAGGUUUGCACCAACUUGCAGUGCUUGACUUAUCAGGUAAUUCCAUUGCCCAGUUACCAAAGGAAGUGUUUCCAAAUAACAGUAGCUUGCAGUACCUGCAUAUGGACAGAAACAUGUUCUCUGAAAUGCCCAUGCUGGCUGGUCUACAAAAUGUUUUGGAGUUAACUCUUUGCUGCUCUAGAAUACAACACUGGCCCUCUGAAGUCACUGUAAGUCAUUUAGAAUCUUUAGAGACAUUGGAUCUGUCAAGGAAUCUCAUUGUGAACAUAGAGUUGAAUACAUUGAGGUACAAUACAAAGUUAAAGAAUGUAUUAUUAACCAACAACCCAAUUUGUGUGAAUAUGACCCUUUCUGUUGUUAUGCCACUAAAGUGUAUUAACUGAAAUUAAAAAAUAUAUUUUAUCAUAAUUGAUAAUAAAUCUUGUACUACUAUUUUUUGUACAGCAAACUUUCUUUUUAGAUAUAUCUACAUUAUGUAUUAUUUUAGAUCAUAAGAGACCUAUGCGCAUGAUUAACUGUUUGUAAAAGCAAUAAACACAAUUUAAAAUAUUCAA
Molecule: messenger RNA, 1495 nt
Organism: Anguilla anguilla (European eel)
Lineage: Eukaryota; Metazoa; Chordata; Actinopteri; Anguilliformes; Anguillidae
Product: phospholipase A2 inhibitor-like
Exons: 2
Coding region: 86-1324 (412 amino acids)
Molecular function (GO): protein binding
Source: RefSeq, a predicted model, not a curated record